Molecule: messenger RNA, 459 nt
Organism: Enterobius vermicularis (human pinworm)
Lineage: Eukaryota; Metazoa; Nematoda; Chromadorea; Rhabditida; Oxyuridae
Source: the annotation of a GenBank genome assembly
UUUAAAAAAAUAUUGGUAUUUUUAAUUUAUUUCGCUCUCAUAGUUGUUAUGUUACAGAGUUGGAUUGAACACGGUGCAACAAAGUUCUACAUUUACCACCACAGUAUGUCAAAAGAAUUUGACGCUUUCCUGAAGGUUUACGAAAACGAUCUUACUAUAUCGGUUGAAAGGGUGUCAUGGAGCGUGCUCCCAGUACCAAACGAUACCCUCAAGUCAAGCGAUCCAAAUAAUCUUAUAAUGGGAAAUGCACAAAUUUUGGCUUGGAAUGACUGUGUGCUUCGAACUAGAGGCAGAACUCGGUACUUAGCCUUAGCAGACUUUGACGAGAAUUUGGUUGUGUUUACUAAUCAAACGCUGCUGUCGAUUAUUGAUGACGUCCUAAAGGAAAAGCCGACCGUCGGAUGUUUCAUAUUUUUGAACUCUUUUGCAUCUUUUCAGGUUUUUUCCGCAAAUAAUUAA